This is a messenger RNA of Chionomys nivalis (European snow vole), 438 nucleotides long. RefSeq names its product chromosome 8 C9orf57 homolog (gene C8H9orf57). Lineage: Eukaryota; Metazoa; Chordata; Mammalia; Rodentia; Cricetidae. The record is from RefSeq and is a predicted model, not a curated record. The coding region runs from base 1 to 438 and encodes 145 amino acids. The transcript is spliced from 3 exons.
AUGGCAGCGGCGGGGCAGCAGCGCGAGUACACGGGUCGAGGAGGGCGCACCGGGCGGGCGGGCGCAGAGCUGUCCCUGUUGCGGCGGAGCCGGAGCUGCUGGGACGCCGGUCCUCGUCUUGCCCCGGCUUCCCUGGGCAAUCGCCUGCCCCCUGCAGGCCGCGCCCAGGGGCUGGCUCCCUGCCUCCUUGAUGUCGGAGGUGUGAUUUGCAGGUCGUGCAAUCUCUCCAUCCCGUUCCAUGGAUGUCUGUUAGACCUUGGAACCUGCAGAACAAAGCCCGGUCAAUUUUGUAUAAAAGAGAGCCUUGCUAAAGGUGGGGUCCAGUGGUAUUCAGUGAAAGGCUGCACGGAGGACAAAUCGGAGUGCUUCAAGAGAACGGUGAAGAAUUACGAAAUCCGCGCUACUCACUGCUGCCACCGUCCCCUGUGCAACUUCUGA